This is a messenger RNA of Salvia splendens (bonfire salvia), 3770 nucleotides long. RefSeq names its product serine/threonine-protein kinase ATM. The transcript has 2 exons. The coding region runs from base 242 to 3556 and encodes 1104 amino acids. The record is from RefSeq and is a predicted model, not a curated record. Lineage: Eukaryota; Viridiplantae; Streptophyta; Magnoliopsida; Lamiales; Lamiaceae.
AAAUUUAAUUAACUCUCAUUUUUCUUUAUUUUGCCGUCGAUCUUCAUUGUUUGUUGUUACCAUUCCAAUUUUCUCAGUCCCAGAAGAAGAAACCCACUCUACUUUUCUGCUUCUCUCUCCCUCUCUCUCAUCCCCAUUACCGGAAAAAAUAAGAUGCUCCACUUUUUUUCAACAGCUUUUAAUUUGAUGGGUGUUUGAUUAUAUGGGGAAAAAGGUGUAAUCUUUGUGGCACAUUCUUGAAAUGGAAAGUGGGAAGAAGGCAGAAACCCUAGAGGGUUUGUUGGAGUCGAAAUUUAGCCAGGAGGAUAUAUUUUCUAGUGAAUGUGGGAGCUUUGUUGGUUUGUUAAGUGGUGUAAAUGAGAAGUGUGUGGGUGAUGGUUGUGGGAGUCGAAAUGAAUUAAGCAAUGUGGAGUUGGCAAGACUGUUUGGUGAGGGGGUUGAUGGUGUUGCUGGAUAUAAUGGGAUGAGUGAAGAGUCUGUGUACGGUUAUCCCGAUGAAAAUCUGUUGGUCUCAUUGCAAGGGAAUGGUGUGCAAGAUAAUGAUGUUCCGGUGUUUAACGAGGAGUUGGCAUUUAGUGGGAUUGAUGAGGAUCGGAGUGCAAAGGUUGAGGAAUCUGUGGGAAAAUUAGGUGAAACUUUGCAUUGUGAUGAACCUUUUUACAAUGGGGAGAUUGAGGCUCCUGUGGAAACGUGUGGUGAUGUAUUGCUCCCUCAUGAGCCUGAUUCUUCUACAAAGAUAGAAGCUUUUGGAAAUAGCAUGAAUUUGUCUGUCGGAGUUUUUGGUCCCUUGGAUGGAAUUUCUGAUGAUGAUUUGGACCAACCCGGGAAAUGCAAGUCUGGAGAGAGUGACUUCAAGCAAGAUUUCUCGCCCGAUGAUAAUGGCACCGUCUCUACUGGUGUUACAGAUUUGAGAUCCAACUCUGAAGGGAGGGGAGGCAUUAUUGGUGAACAAGAACGCAUGUUUGAUAAUGGUGAUCUAGUAUGGAUUAAAACCCGAACUCAGUCAUGGUGGCCUGGUAUGGUAUGUUGUCCUUCCACGGCUAGGAAUGAUAUGGCAAAGCGCAGCUGCCUUGUUAAAUACUAUGGCAAUUCAAGUAUUGUUUGGUGUGACAUUGCAGACUUAAGGCCUUUUGUUGAUUACUUUGAACAGAUAUCGGGGCAAAAUAACUCCAGAAGUUUUUUAAGUUCGGUUGAGAGGGCUAUUUGUGAGAUUGGGUUGCGUGUGCAGUUAAAGAUGACUUGCCCGUGCUUUCCAAAGGACAGUGCAGUUAAAGAAGAAAAUUUGAUAUCAACGGAGAAAGCAAGCAUGAUUGACUUUGGGUCAUUAUCUCAGUUCCAGCCUGCAUCAUUUGUUGCAGAAAUCAGGGAUCUCGCCCGAUCUAUGCAUGCACCUGGUAAAAUUGAGUUGACGGUCAUGAGGAAUCGUUUGUCACCAUUCUAUCGUUCCAUGGGACAUUUUGAGUUGCCUUUGCAGCUGCUCAUGCCAGACGUGAAAGAUGAAAAUGGUACGGAUAUGUUUGGAGAUGGUAGAAAACCUGUGGAAGCCAACGAUGGCAAUCUUAGUAAAACCAGGAGGUAUAUGAAGAGGAAGAAUCCUGAUGAUAAAUUAACUUCCUCAGCUAAAGGCAUGGAAUCGCGGGAAAGGAAAAAGAGCAGAUUUUUAUCUUAUCCAUAUGUGGAUAUAAUCAAGGGGCAGGAGAAAGAGGGUCUGGUGCCAAGCUCUGGCCCGGAGGGUGGUUGCAGUGGCAUGGAUUCGCGGAAGAGAGGCACAAAGAAACCUUCCAAGGAACGUCAUAUAGUCAGCAAAGCAGACGACAUUAGUGCUUCUUCAGCCGAAUUGGUAGCUGAACUAUCUGCUUUAGCUUGUGAUUGUUCUUAUAUAAGCAGAACUAAGUAUUUGGAUUCGCUCGAGAGGUUCUAUUGUAGUUUCAGAAUGUUUGCAUUUCUAGACGCUGAUAUUGCCUCCAAGGCUGGUGGGGACCAGCCGGCAAUAGUUCUUGAAGCUGGCGAGCAAAUGGAAGGAGGCAAAGUGUUGAAAAAAUCGAAGAAACAGAAGGCCAACACUGCAUCCGCCAAAGAGAGUGUAGAGAAUGUCGUAGAUGGAAAUCAGAAAGUGCAAGAUAAUGUUGUUCGAAAGAGGGUUAGGAAAAAGAAGGUGCAAGUGGCAAAUUCUGUGGAACAGAUGGAAGGUAUUCGAGUUGGGAAAGAAUCUGAGAACCAAGAAGCGAUCCUUGCACCGGGCAGUUUAGAAAAUGCCGCCAAAACAGAAAAUCUGCUAGCAAAAGAGAACGCCGUGUAUAUGGAGACUAACAAAGAGAAAGAGAAAAGCACACCGGCUGGUUUGCAGUCUGUACAAAAUCCUUUUCCAAACAUUUACCCGAAUAGCUCAUGGGUGAUUAACUUCCAGCAGGCUUGCUCGAGUUUAUUCAAAAGCAGCAAAGCUCCCCAGAAUAGCAUCAGAUCAACUCCUGGGUUACCUGAUACAAACUCAAUUCCUAUAUUACCAGAUUUGAAUGGUAUCCAUCCAGGCUUCCCCCCUGAUCAUAUACCGGUUGGAGUGCCUACUUCAAAUCUAGUUACUCCCGUUGAUCAUAUACCGUUUGGAGUGCCUACUUCAAAUCUAGUUACUCCUUUACCAGAACAGAAGAAGGAAGGAUUAGUCUCUCCUGCCAUAAAUGGUCUUCACCCCAUAAACCUUGCCUCCGAUUCAUCAUCCAAGGAUGUAGCACCAGCCUUCCAAAACACUCUGGUAUCCAAUAACAGGGUGAAUGGCAUUCGUCAAUGUCUAGUCGGGGAUUUUACAGCCCGAGCACCGGAACCUCUUACAAUGAGCUCAUUUAUCAAGCACUCACUUCAGAUGGGUAGCUUUCUUUCUUCUGGUAAGCCCGAACCUAAGAAACGAAAGAGAAAGGAGAAGACUAGCUGUGAAGUAGCUCCAAGUAUCCCGGAUUUGAAUGGUAACGUGUUGGAUACGAGCCCCUUAGGAACAGCUACACCCGAGGGGUGUCAUAUUCUGCCUGAGGGUGAACCACAGAGAAAGAGGCGAUAUAAAUGUGACGGUGGUGAAUUGGAUGGUGGCAGUGUUCUUCUAAACUUUGCCCAGGGAAGCGUGCCUCCGAAAGAAACGUUGGUAGCUACGUUUUCCAGAUUUGGAUUGUUGAAGGAAUCUGAGCUCGAGUUUCUAAGUGAUGAUAGCGUCAAGAUUGUGUACGAGAGAAGCUCCGAUGCUAGAUUUGCAUUUCGGAGUUUGGAGAAGAGCUGCACAUUCGGAGAAUCACUCCUGAAUUUCAGUCUUGACAGCAGCAUGCCAGAGCCCCCAAAGAUGAAGAAGAAGCAAACUAAUCCGCAGCUGCAAACCUUUGUGCCUGUGGCCGUGGGAGCAUCCAAGAACCGAACCACUAAGAUUGGGGCGGUGCCUGACAUCGCGUCCAUCAAGCAGAACGUGGAAAUGAUGAGGUCGACUCUGGAGAAAGCAGGCAACAGUCUCUCUCAGGAGAUGAGAGCCAAGCUGGAGAAUGAGAUCAAAGCUUUUCUUGACAAAAUCAGCUCCUCUUAGUAAGUGUAGAAGUUUUGAAUAAACCUUGUAGUGUGGUUAUGGCCAUUUUCCACAUUGGAGGGUGGGGGUUGAGAACUUGAGAGAAGGGGAGGUUUUUUUGCUGCUAGUAUUUUUUUGAAUUUGGUAGUUUGUUGCUUUUCCCUCUCCAUUAUCAACCCUCAAAAAUCUGUUGGCUGUAGUAAUAUUAAUUUAAUUGAAAUAUUAGUUGGGUAAA